Messenger RNA from Aspergillus ochraceoroseus IBT 24754, 782 nucleotides. RefSeq lists its product as uncharacterized. NCBI's taxonomy places the organism in Eukaryota, Fungi, Ascomycota, Eurotiomycetes, Eurotiales, Aspergillaceae. The transcript has a single exon. The record is from RefSeq and is a predicted model, not a curated record. The coding region runs from base 219 to 614 and encodes 131 amino acids.
CCAAAAUGCAUUGAAAACGACCGAUUAGUAAUAAAUGCAUAUCUUUUGGGAUAUUAUUAUUUUGCCCCCUUUUCCCGCUUUCAACCCAACCAAUAGUGUGAUACAGAACCCUCUCACUUCCUGGCGCUGAUUGCAGGUAUGAUUAUAAAGCCCAGAAACAGUCGAUCAGGAGUGUUCAAGCAUCUUGUCUCUUGAGCUCUACUUGCUUGAUCACAAAUAUGUCUCGUCUGCUGUUAUCUUCCGCCGUUCGCCGGCUAUCUCGACCCCAUCCGGCCUAUGCAACAGUCUCAACAAUUUCGUCCUCCGUCCCAAGUUUGUCCUUCUCCGCAUCAUUUUCCCAUUCCUCACAUCGACUACAAAUAUCGCCUUCCUCAGUGCCGGGAAAUAGCCCUCGAGUCAGAGACACCCCGUCUAGACGUUCACGGAUUCAUCUUGGGACAAGACAACAAUGCGCAACGUUCUCCUCUUCCACCCUUCGACCUGCCGUACAGGUGACACAGAAUCCGAGGGUAGACGAUGAAGGGAAUCCGCUGAUGAUAAGCAUCUCCGAACGGGCUGCAGAAGUACGUUCUACACCUUUUCAUAUAUUCAUACAUUUGUUCUUGGACUUUUGAUGAUCCCGGAUCAUUGGGAUGAAUGGCGCUGGGACAUACAACAACAGUCGGGUGUGGCAAUGGUAUCGGCAAUGAUGCUAUCCCGAUGGUAUAUGGUUGUUUCUACGCCAUAUAAGUCCUAAAAAGGCUUAAAUGAGCACAUACGACCAUAGGGUGUGGAAAACAGGG